CUAGGUCGCUGCUGAAACUAAAGCAAUCAUCAGUUGGAUGGAGAGGACGCCGUUUGUUUUGGGCGCUAAUCUACAGGGCGGAGAGAAGAUGGUCACGUACCCCUUCGACAUGCAGCGUCCACCGCGGGCCACAGACGGCAGGGCAGGUCAGUUGGUGCAUGAGUACCAGCACAUGAACGAAGAAACCUGGGCCAGGAUUCAGCGACAGAACGAGGGCGCUCUCCGCGAAACGGCGGACGAAAACCUGUUCCGCUGGCUUGCCAUGACGUACGCACACAGUCACCUGACCAUGACGGAAAACCACCGCGGCUCCUGUCACACCGAUGACGUCACGGGAGGCCAGGGCAUCAUCAACCGGGCCAGCUGGAAGCCAGUCGUGGGCAGCAUGAAUGACUUCAGCUACCUGCACACCAACUGCUUUGAGAUUUCCAUCUUUCUUGGGUGUGAUAAGUUUCCGCAUGAGAGCGAAUUGGCAUCGGAGUGGGAAAACAACCGAGAGGCUCUGCUGGCUUUCAUUGAGCAGGUGCAUCGAGGCAUUAAAGGAGUUGUGAGAGACGUCGAUGGCAAUCUUCUAGCAAAUGCCACAGUGUCAGUGGAGGGAAUCAAGCAUGACGUCAAAACAGCUGCCGCUGGUGAUUUCUGGCGGCUUCUCAACCCGGGCGAGUAUCGUGUUACUGCAAGAGCCGAUGGUUAUUCUUCUCAGACUCGUCUUUGCAUUGUGGGAUAUGAUGCCAAUGCGUCGCCUUGCAGCUUCACUCUGACCAAAUCCAACUGGGCUCGAAUUCAACAAAUCAUGGCCCAGAGCAGGAAGAGGCCAAGACUGGUUACCAACACCCCUGUGAACACCAACAACCGCGUCAACGUGGAGAGCACAGGGGCCGCCGCGGGCCCCCAGAACGAACGUCUGCGCCGUCUGCGACUGAUGCGGAUGCGGAAGCUGCGAAUGGAGAGGAUGAAAGGCAGCACGACCACAGAGACGACCACAACAACGACUCCAACAACCACACUUCCACCCACCACAUCAGCAACCUCAACUACAGACCCCUGGUUUUACCUGUGGUUUGACCAGGACAGCGCAACCACUCAGGAUUAUAACGUUGAGUACAGAAUAGGUGAAGAUUAGAGACGGAUUGUAUGGAAAUGUGUGGAAUAUUAAGCUUAAAGCAUUCAGGCUCUUACAUUACAGAUCACGCUCUCUGUGGUACAGAGUAUAAAAGACAGAAAUAUCAUUCUUAUUUAAUUCAAGGGGUCUUAUGUGAAUAGUCACGAGAAUGAGGUAUUACUAUUGAAUGAUGGCAAAAAAUUUGUUAUUUCUGAGCUGUCCUCAAAUUACAUGCUUGUUUGUGUACACGAAUAUUAUAACGUGCACAUGUUUUCUAAUAAAAAGUCUCAAUAUCAUUGUGUAU
Messenger RNA from Sinocyclocheilus grahami, 1406 nucleotides. RefSeq names its product adipocyte enhancer-binding protein 1-like. Bases 38 to 1123 code for a protein of 361 amino acids. The transcript is spliced from 4 exons. Gene Ontology annotation, biological process: peptide metabolic process; protein processing; regulation of DNA-templated transcription. The record is from RefSeq and is a predicted model, not a curated record. Lineage: Eukaryota; Metazoa; Chordata; Actinopteri; Cypriniformes; Cyprinidae. Gene Ontology annotation, molecular function: metallocarboxypeptidase activity; zinc ion binding; RNA polymerase II transcription regulatory region sequence-specific DNA binding.